Messenger RNA from Bursaphelenchus okinawaensis, 800 nucleotides. The record is from the annotation of a GenBank genome assembly. NCBI's taxonomy places the organism in Eukaryota, Metazoa, Nematoda, Chromadorea, Rhabditida, Aphelenchoididae.
AUGGAUACUAAUGCAAUUAUGUCGGUUUUACUCAUUUUUAUUCACAUUUUUUAAAUAUAUGGUUUAAUAAUAUAAUACAGCUUAUUUUCUUGAACUUUUAAUGUUAUCCAUGCUUGUUUCAAUUAUAUUAUGUUAUCCUUGUUUCAGAUUAUAUUUGGAGAUCUCAUUGGCUGCCCUUAUAUUUGUGGUUGGAUUCGUUAUUGACAAGAUUCGACGAGCUGAACAACAAGUAAUUGAGGAAGAACCUGUGAGAUUCUUGCCAGAAAGACCAUGGCCAAACCUUCUCAAAGCUAAACACGCACCUGUUAUUGUAGUUAAUGAACAACAUACCGAGUCGGAGAGCAUAAGGAAAAAGAAGAAGAAAAAGGACGAAAAGGAGAAGAAGAAAGUGGAAGAAGACGAAGAUGUACGAUUGUUUUUUGUUAAAUAUAUGGUCUUACCUAUAUGAUUCCUGUUUGGUUUAUUAUCGUAUAUCACCGAACCCUACUAUAAUAUAUUUAAAAUCAAAUUUGUAGUUAGAUGUACAAUUCUGUCAUUCUUCACACAUAUCAUCGUCAGCUAUGUCAUCUCCUGCGGCUACAUCUACCGGGGUUUCACCUAGUUGUGUGUCACAAGAUACGAAAUCACCGAGUUGUCUUGAGUUAGAUGACACUCAGAACACAGUAACCCAAUCAGAGAGGUCAAAGAAGAAAAAAAAGGAGGAGGGCUCGUUGGAGAAGGUACAAGAUACGCAGAAAAAGAAGGAGGCCGUCAAGGCUGUUCACUACAUGGAGGCAUUGCUUCAGCCUCCAGUAAUGUAG